Messenger RNA from Agelaius phoeniceus (red-winged blackbird), 1584 nucleotides. RefSeq names its product meiosis 1 associated protein (gene M1AP). Gene Ontology annotation, biological process: male meiosis chromosome separation; meiosis I; spermatogenesis. Lineage: Eukaryota; Metazoa; Chordata; Aves; Passeriformes; Icteridae. The record is from RefSeq and is a predicted model, not a curated record.
AUGAAUUCCAGAAAACUCCCCUCAGAAGCACGGAGAGCCUUCCCUGCUGCCAAGGCCCCCAGCCAGCAGCCAUCCCACAUCCUGGUGGUGGAUGCCACCUGCCCUGGCUGGGCCAGCACCUGCCCCGUGCUCUCUGAGGCUCUGGAGAACGUCCUGGUGCUGGCCUGCGGCCUGGCAGGGCCCUGCAGGGUGCCCCUGCUCAGCCUCUACGUGGUGCAGCCCCAGCAGGAGUGUCUGCUGCCCUUCACGCAAGUGAAAGAAAACUUUGCUCGAGUUCAGGCCUGCAUUUCAGAGCUCCGCUCGCUGCCAGCUGAAGGCUGCUUCCCCCAGGGAGGGAAUGGAGUGCUGCAAGCUGUGCAGGAUGGACUGCAGCAGUUCAAGCAGUACAGCAGGCACACAGCAGCAGGAGGCUCCACAAAUAGUUCUGUUGAGAUCACAAUUCUGACCAGCCAGCCCAGCAGAGACAUGGUAAAGCAGCUGGAAAAGAAGCUACAAGACAUAGACCUGGUCAGCCUGAGAAAAAUACAGGUCAUUGAGGUAGUGAAGAGAGAUUUCCUGGAGCCUGAGGAUGUGGAGCAGUGUGUGCCAGCAGAGGAGCUCAGCACUGAUAUGGCAAUCCUGGGAAUGGACAUCGAGGUGCAAACUGUAGAGGACAAUGUCAUCAGCCUGGAGAUGCUGUUUAAAACCUGGCUCCAUGACCAUGGCACAGAGAGGGAACAGCUCCAUCUCCUCCUUCCCUCAGGAGGUUUUGGCCACGCUGCUGCACCCAAGAACACCUUAAUGUGCCUGAAGUGUGAUUUGCAGGAGAGGCUGCUGGACCCAGCCCUGCUUUUGGGGACAUCUGAUGGCACUGGGAGAGCAGCAGAUGCCAGCUCUCCCUGGCACAUGGCAGCCUGGCCAUGCCCAGCUCUGCACAAACUCCGGGUGCUGAAGGCUCUGAAGGCUGAAGGGGUCUGUGAGUCUGUACUCUAUGGGCUGCCCUUCAUCAUCAAGCCCACAAGCUGCUGGCAGCUGGACUGGGAUGAACUGGAGACAAACCAGCACAGCUUCCAUGCUUUGUGUCACAGCCUCCUGAAAAGGAAGUGGAUGCUCUUGGCCAGGCAGGAGCCCCAGAGCACGGGACCAAACUGGAACGUGGUGGUGCACCCCUAUUAUGUCAUUGUCCCCUCUGACUCUGCCACUCUCCUGGUGAAAGCAGUGGCCAUCAGAGAGCUCCUGCUGCCAUCAGCCUUCCCAGCCCUCCUGGCUGAGCACCCCGAGCGUGUCAGGGGCCCCAUCGAGAGUGCCCUGAACAACUUGGAAGUGGAAGUUGCUUACAACCCCUUGCACCAGAAGAGCAACCUCUACAAAUACCUGAAGAGCUCCUUGUACAAACCUCCCCACCGGCAGCAGCCCCAGCCCCGGGAGCAGCGCCCGGAGCGCCACCAGCCCAGGCAGCCUCAGAGCAGAGCCAAAGCUGCAGUGGCUCCCCUGCUGAUGGCUCCCUCUCCCCUCCAAACGUUCAGACCAGCAGCAGCAGCAGCCAGGAGAGGCUCCUGUGAGGGCUCCCUGCUCCCCAAGGAGUACGAGGAGUUCCUGCAGUGA